Molecule: messenger RNA, 4549 nt
Organism: Pangasianodon hypophthalmus (striped catfish)
Lineage: Eukaryota; Metazoa; Chordata; Actinopteri; Siluriformes; Pangasiidae
Exons: 3
Coding region: 275-4177 (1300 amino acids)
Source: RefSeq, a predicted model, not a curated record
UGUGUGAAUGCAUCUGUGUGCGUGUGUGUGUGUGUGUGUGUGUGUGUGUGUGUUGGGAGUGUUUACAUUCACAACACCAACUUUGUUAAGUUUAAUUACAUUCCUCAUUCCUCGUUAGCGCAGUGUGUUGACUCGAGCACAGACUUCAGCUGCGAGUAAAACAGGAGGUGAUUGUAAGCACAUUAGUGGGCGGAGUCAGUGGAAACGGGAGAAUCUCAAAACAUCACUCCUCGUGACCAGCCGCUGGACUUCACAUCGAGCAGCAGCGUAGCUGAUGGAGCUGUGGGAUAGAAGAGAGAGAAUCUUCGCUCCGUGGGAUAAAUACAGAACUUUUCCCGGAUGGAUCUCGUCUUCACACACAAGCAUCGGAGAACCCAUCAGCUGGGCAACAGCGGGAUCCAGACCUGGAAAGAACAGAGUAAACUGGACUACUGAGAGCGGAGUGUGUCCUGAGUAUCCUGGUCACGAGACAGAAAAGCAGAGAGCGCUGAUGGAGAGACAAAGGGAGAGAAGAGGAAAGCAGAUGAUGGUGCAGAGAGGGGAUUUGGGAAAUCAGUGGCAACCUGCUACCAUGCACUACAGACGAGAGAAGGAUAAAGAUGGAUUCGGGGCUAACAGUUAUGGAGAGCUGGAGGAAUGGGCGAGGCGGCGUUAUUAUCACUCUCUCCCCAGGAGGAGGCGUCUUCAGGGAGAGAUGUGGAGUGAAAUCCAAAAUGCACUGAAAGCUGAGAGGAUAUUGGGUUCUGCAGGCAGAUCAGUCCGCGCAGAACCCAGUCAGAGAUCCGGUGUAAAUAUCUCAGAAAACAAGUUCAACCUCCUCACAUCUCACCAGCCUCCUCCUUACACCGCUGUGAAACACGAUGCUUCUGGGAAAAGGUUAAGGGAGCAAGGGGAGAGCAAGGUCCUGAGUUCUUCUUGGAGCCGACCUCCAAACUACACACCACCUCCACCGUACACCUCUCGACCCGACUCGAACAGACUAACGGGAACGCUGACGGAACCAGAAGGAUCUUUCCCAAACCUCAGUAUGGAGUAUGGAUUUGGAAGCAGGCCCCAUAAUGCGAGACAGAUACAGCAUCGUUCUGUCUCGUUCUCAGACAGAAGACGACAUAUACGAUGUUCAUCAGGUGACGGGACCCCAGGAACCGUGACCUUUCCAGGUCCUGACAGAGCACAACAUCAGCAGGACGUUUGGCCCUCGGUUCAACUGCAGGUAAAGAACCAACAACAAGUUUUUACACCACAAUCAUCAGGACAUCAUGAGAGCCAUCAGACACCUUAUUCAGCUGUAACACUAACUAAACCCAAGAGAAGAAGAAGUGGAGGAACAGUUUUCUGUUUAGUGUCUCAUGCGGGAGAGCUCACAGGCAUGUCCAGUUCUCCUACUGAUAAACCACUUAAAUGCCAAUUACUUCCUCUUUUAAAAGGCUCAACUCCAGAGCAGCUGGCAGAUGAAGCUGAUUCAUGUCCAUCAUUACCCGCUUUUAACCUCGAUCCUACACCGGAAGAACACAGAGAGGAAGAUCAAAACCAGAGUGACCAAAAUCUAAGACUUUCCAAACGCAUAGAGGAACUGAGAAAAGAAAGAGAGGAACUGAGAAAGCAGAGUACUGAAAAAAGACGCUUCGUUGAUCUAAGCAAAAAGAAAAGUGAAGACGCAGAUUCUAAGAAGGACAUUAUUACUUCUGCUGUGUCUUCUAAAUCCACGACACCGCUGGUACCACAACACCAAACCACACUGAAGUUUCCCUUAUGGAAGGAACCCAAAUCACUCCACUGCUCUAACGGUGUUCUGCAGAAAAAAGCUAAACCAAACAGAAGUAUUAGCAGAGAAGGUCGAUAUGAACAAUCUGAACCAAGAAAUGACACAAUGACAAAUGAGAACACGGGUCACAUGGUCAUCGAUGCAACCUGUGUGGUCAUCAAAGUCGAGUUCAUCGCUCCUCCUGAAAAGGAACACGUCCAGUACGUGAGUUCACGUCCAACUGAUCCGUCGAAACAGAGCUCUGAUUCUAACCGUGAGCACAAAGACAGACGUUCAGUGCACAAGGUCAUUAACCAAACAAAAGUCACAUCCAGCAAAGUCCGACUUAAGCAUGAGACUGUAAAGGAAAGAGCAGAGAGAAUUCUGGGAACUGUACUUCAGAAUUCCUUUAAUGAAGCAUACACACGGGAAAAGACCAGUCAGAUGGAAAAUUCCAGAUUCCAGCAGAUUCAGGAUACUGCAGAAGGAUCUGCUGAAGCUGAACUGGAAAGUUGGUUAAAAGCAGAGUGUGAAAAUUCUCAAAUCCCGAUAACCUCCACACCAAACGAGGAAGAAACUCCAAGCUCAAUGUCAGAAGCUGAAGCCAUGCCGGAAAUUUCCGAAGUGACUCACGGAGAUGCUGCGAACGCUCAUACAGGACUCGCGAUCAUGACAAUGACGAGCACUAAGCAGGAAAAUGAACCCAAGUCAGUAGACAUGAAGUCUCACACCAGUGAGACUUUCAGACUUUCAGACCUGAGGAGAUCUGAGGAAAACACCAAUGAGCCAUUUAGUCAAGAAGAUACACCCACUGAGGGAAACUCUUCAAAUUUAAGAGGAGAUCAUGCUGAAACCUUUACUGAUCUCCAGGCUGAAACACAGAAUCCCUGUUCAUCCCUUCCUAACAGCUAUGAGCGAGAUAGUAAUAAAGUGUUUGACCAGGAGUGCAGACCCACAGAGGAGAAGCCAUCAAUCACCCUUCAAAACCUGCAAAGAACAAGUGAGAUGUUCAGCCUAGAAGCAGGUCACCAUCAGGAGAACCUGUUAAAUCUGCAGAAUCUCUGCCUGAACCUCCUGAGCACAUCUGAGACACUUCACCAAGAAAGCAGUUCCAAUCAGAACCUCCCAUAUUCAGGAGAUCCUCAAGUUUGUCCACCUUUUCUUGAACAUCAUGUGGAAAACACAAAUGAGUCGUUUGCUCGUGAAGGUAUUCCCAGACGAGAACACCUCUCAGAUGUCAGGCCAAACCUCCUCGAUAGCUCUGUGCUCAACAUUAGCGACACACUCGUCCAAGAAGAUAUCUGGAGAGAGGACAGACCUUCACAUGCAAAACAGGAUGCAAAUAAGCGUUACCAAAAUCUCCCUGAUAACAACAUGGAAAAGACGAGUGAGUCAUGUGACCAAGAGGAUGCUCUCGGCGAGGGGAACCUCUCGAGUGAUGUAAAUAAUCUUCAUCCUUCCUUCUCAGUAAAAGAUAUGAGAGAGUCUUUUGAUGAACAGAACCCUCUCCAUGAGGAUGAACACGUGGAUCAGUGUGUUUAUAGUCUGAAUGAAGCCGAACUGCCUGAAAGCUCUGACAUGAAGAAUUCCAGCACAAACAUUUUCAGGAACAUUGAGGAAAAUCCUGAGGCAUUUGAGCAAGAAGCUUGUUCUAAGAAAGACAUUCUUUUAGAUGAUCCACAGAAUCUCUGUCCAGUCCUGUUUGGUGGCUCUGCUGAAAACUCCAGUGAGUUAUUUGAGCGAGAAGAUAAUGAAGGUAUAACAUCUCCAUCACCUGACCUCCACACACUGAGUACAGAAGAGUUAGCUUCUGUUAGUUUAUUAUCCACUUCACACUCUGAGAUGUCUCCUCGUCCUCCUGACUGUGUGUCCUGCACCUUUCCGUCUCCUCCGUCACCUGCAGCUCGUUGUUCUCACUCGAGACCUUCUGACAGUUCGUCUCAGAUUACUAGCGUUCAUGCCCAGGUCUGUUCUUCAGCGUCGUCCACAGCACCACGACGCAUCAGAGCCAAACAGAGUGCGCAGUCGCUGCGGGACGCCGUGAGCCGCAUUCGCAGACACACCGCUCCCGAUUCAGAAGCUGAGGACGAAGACGGUGAGCUCUGGGAAUCGGUGGAAAAUACAGAAGAUGAUUUGUUUAAUGUGAGUGAAAAGACUGGAAUGAAGGAAGAGGAAUGUGUGAUGGAGGAAAGGACAGGUUACGCUGGGAAUAACGGAAAGGAUGCGAUUAAAGCUCCAGCAGGAGAAGAGAGACGACUGGGGGAAAGGAAAGAUGAUGAAGAUGAUGAUGAUGGUGGUGGUGAUGAUGAUGAUGGUUCGAGCAGCAGCGUGGACAGUCAGGACACGGUUAUUGAGGGUGAAGGCAAGAGGAACAUUCUGGAAGAAGACGAGAACAAGCAGGAAUCUGAUUUAUUCAGUGAGAAAAGAGAAUAAAUUUUAACUGGCUGUUUAAUGGAAGAAAAAUUUAUAAGAUAAUCCAUUAAACUGACACAUUAUUGUCUACAAACGUGUGUGUGUCGUGUCUGUGUGUGUGUGUGUGUGUGUGUGUGUGUGUGUGUCGUGUGUGUGUUUGUGCAAAGUGGGAAAAUUCCCGAAUGUCUCCUGUUACACAACAGUGUUGUAUUUUUGUGUAUCACGUGGAUUUGACUACAUUCUGAGUAAAAAGACUAAAAAUAUUACGAUGAAUUAUUAAAAUGAGUUUUUAGGUUACAGAUUUGCUGUGAAGGAAAAUUAUUUUUAAACUCACGUUUUACACAAAAGUAAAAAAAAAACUGUUUUAGUGAUAUAUGAUUAAACACACAUAUU